Molecule: messenger RNA, 3761 nt
Organism: Ceratitis capitata (Mediterranean fruit fly)
Lineage: Eukaryota; Metazoa; Arthropoda; Insecta; Diptera; Tephritidae
Gene: foxo
Product: forkhead box protein O
Exons: 10
Coding region: 1075-2967 (630 amino acids)
Biological process (GO): regulation of transcription by RNA polymerase II
Cellular component (GO): nucleus
Molecular function (GO): RNA polymerase II cis-regulatory region sequence-specific DNA binding; DNA-binding transcription factor activity, RNA polymerase II-specific
Source: RefSeq, a predicted model, not a curated record
UCGCAUCCAACUAGAAAGCAAGUAGGGUCUGUACUAGAGUUUCUUCGGUAAGAAGCCACGAGGUCGUUCGCUGCGUUAGCAAAUUUGAGUUGCAUUAUUUGGAAAAUACAAAAGAAAAUUGAAAUUUCAAAAAGAGUGCUCAUCAAAAGUGAACCAGAAAAUAAUUAUUUUAAUUAAAAUAAAAAAAUUCAACGCGCAAACGUCGCGUCUAAAAGACUCAAAAAAAAAAGCCAUUAAAUUGCUAUUGAAAAAUAUUUAAAUAUUACAAAAAACAACAAAAAAAAACACUUACGCGCUUCGUUCAAAUUUGCAGAAAGAAAACCAAAAAAAUAAAUUUUUUUUUGGAAACCCCCAAAUUUCGUAACACAUCUGUUUUGGUACUGUUCCAGCGACGUCCAGCUGAAGCAGCACAGUGAAGCAACAGUGUGCAGUAACAACACAAUAAGUUGUAAAAUUUAAAUAAACGCAAAAAAAACAACAAAAGUACACACAAAACCACAAAAAAUAAGUGUGUAGGAGUGCUGUUAGUUUGUGCUACAAAAAAAAAAAAAAUUAAAUAAAAAAAAAGUGAAAAGUGUAAUAAAGUGUUUAAAAAAAGUUAAUAUUUAUUCAAAAUGUACAAUUAAAAUAAAUUACGUUAAAACGCGCAAGUAGUAAUCCCAAAUACGCAGAAAGUCAGCAGAGAGAGAGAGAGAGAGUGAGAUAGAGAACACAGAGCGCGUGUGAACGAGUUAAAAGCAAAAUAAAUAGAAAUAUUUUUAUAUGCAUUGAAAUUCCGGCCACCGGCCGAAAACUUCAGCGAACCGAUAAACCAAAAAAAAAACAUAAGACAAGGUUUAAACACAACAACAACAACCGCAACUACUAUUAUCAACGCUCAAAGAAGUCUCCAUCAACUGAAAGUGACAACGAGUGCGUUGAAGACCAAUCCUAUUUUUAUCGCGCUAAUUAAAACAAAAAUCGCUCAUAAAAAAUCCACUCAAGAUCAACACAAAAAUAACAUUAAGCAUUUCCUAUCCCACGAGUCAUAAAAAUACCGCAAAACUGCACCUCAUAAACGAUCCUUUUACCAUUAUGGAGGGCUUCGUACACGACUGGCCCACGCCACCGCCCACAGAUUUGCCGCUACAUAUGGAUCUAGUCGGCGAACUGCAGGCCGAUGGUGGUUUUGAACCACAGACUCGUGCCAGAUCGAAUACCUGGCCAUGCCCGAGGCCAGAGAAUUUCGUAGAGCCAUCAGAUGAUUUGGAUAGUACAAAGGCGAGUAAUCAACAGCUAGCGGGAGGAGAUUCCCAGCAGACCGUACAAAAUAUAAAUACAGCGAAAAAGAACUCAUCGCGUCGUAAUGCGUGGGGCAAUUUGUCGUAUGCCGAUUUGAUAACGCAUGCCAUCGGCUCGGCGACCGACAAACGCUUAACGCUAAGUCAAAUCUACGAGUGGAUGGUGCAGAAUGUGCCAUAUUUUAAGGAUAAAGGCGAUUCGAAUAGCAGCGCCGGCUGGAAGAAUUCCAUUCGCCAUAAUCUCUCACUGCACAAUCGUUUUAUGCGCGUCCAAAACGAGGGCACGGGCAAAUCAUCCUGGUGGAUGCUGAAUCCCGAUGCCAAGCCAGGUAAAUCGGUACGCCGACGUGCCGCCUCUAUGGAAACGUCGCGCUAUGAAAAGCGUCGGGGGCGUGCCAAAAAGCGUGUCGAGGCUUUGCGUCAAGCCGGCAUAACGGGUCUGAAUGAUGCAACGCCAUCGCCUAGUAGUAGUGUUAGUGAAGGUUUGGAUCACUUCUCGGAGAGUCCUUUGCACAGUGGUAAUUUCCAAUUGUCGCCGGAUUUCCGACAACGCGCCUCAUCGAAUGCCAGUUCCUGCGGACGUUUGAGUCCGAUACCAGCACUUAUAGGACUUGAGCCAGAUUGGAGUUUUGGUGCUGACUAUACAAAUACAACAAUAACGCCAGCACAAGCAGCCUCCAUGGAGCAAUUAGCUGGUUCAAUAGCGGAAGUUAAGCUGCCCAAGGAUAUUCUACAAGGAUUUAGCGCCGCCUCUGGCAUACCCACCCAACCGCCACCGCCAUAUCAGGCGCCACCGACAUAUAGUCUAAAUGGGCCCGUCGUCUCACAGGGUUACGGCUUGCAGGCACAACAAUGUCUGUUGCAUCGUUCGCUGACGUGCAGCUGUUUGCACAAUUCACGCGAUGGUCUGUCGCCCAAUUCCGUCACAACAACAAUGUCACCCGCGUAUCCGAAUAGUGAGCCAUCGUCCGAUUCACUAAACACUUACAGUAAUGUGGUGCUAGAUGCUGGCAAUGGCGGAGGUGUAGCGAGUGAUAAUGGCACCAGUUUAUUGGUGCAACAGCAACAGCAACAACAACAACAACAGCGACAACAACAACAGCAGCAGCAACAACAGCAGCAACAACAACAGCAGUCACUUAACACAAAUUUAGAAGACAAUAAUUGCGCAUCCACACUUAUCGGCCAAUGCAUGGAGGCACUCAAUAGUGAACCACAAAUUGAUGAUUUUACAUUAGACAGCUUUCAACCAGGACUGGAGUGCAACCUGGAAGAGCUGAUCCGACAGGAGAUGAGCAUUGAUGGCAUGCUGGAUAUAAAUAUCCCACUCACAGCUGAACCAACGGCGAAUUUGGUUAAUAGUGCUCUCGGCGGAGUUAAUCAACAGCAACAGCAGCAGCAACAGCAACAGCAACAGCAGCAACAACACCAACACCACCACCACCACCAUCACCACCAACAACAACAACAGUUAAAUCAAUUGCAAACACAGAUACCCCAGCAACAGCAGCCACAAUUGAUGCCAACGCUACUGAAUAGUAUAGCUAGCAAUAACAACAACAAUAAUAAUAAUAAUAACAGUAAUGUUUUAGAGUUACCAACAGCCGCACAAACACAAACAAAUCUAAAUGCACGCGUACAAUAUUCACAAGCGAGCGUUGUAACGCCACCCUCGUGGGUGCAUUAGAGGCCUGAGUGGAUGUGAAUGAGUUUGAGUUUAUAACAAACAAACGUACACACCUACACUUAUGCUUACAAAAAUGCAUGUAAAUGAAAAUAAAAGAAAACGCUUGCGACAAAAGUAAAAAUAGUACUAGUAAAUAUAAAUACAAUAACAAUAACAAUAAAAGGAGCAUGCAAAUUAUUAGCUUAAUAAAAACGUGGUCAAAUAAUCGAUGAAAUCGUUGUAAACACACGCAAAUACUGCGCAAAUGAAGAUUAAGAGUAAAAAUUGAAUGAAAAAAUUGAAAUUAAUAUGGGUAAUUGGCAAGCGAAUGCGAUAUUUCCAAAGGAGACGGAGAAGUGGUGGGAGCAGUGGACGACGAUUACAGGCCAGCACAUGUGACACCCACCCAUGCGUACAGAACCACCACCUGCAGGAUUUGGAUUUGGACCAUUCGUUAACGCAAUGCAAAUUUACAUAGAAAUAUAUAUACAUAUGUACACAUAUGCAUGUACAUAUAUAGCAUUGCAAAUACAAUAGUUGACAAAAUGAUUUAAUCAAUACAUAAAUAAAUGCCUAACUACAUACAUAUGUACAUACAAAUUAAAUUAAUGUAAGAAUAAUGAUGUAUGCCAACAAAUUGCUUUCUACUUUCAAAACAACAACCAACAACCAAGUCAAAAUCAAAAGGAAGAAGAAAGGAAUUAAAGCGUUAAAUAAGCAUAGAGAAUAAUAAAAAAUAAUUGUCAUUUGGAAUAAGUUAGAGAAAUGGAUGGAAAACAAAUAAAACUAAAAAUAUAUAUAACAAAAACCAAAAA